Molecule: messenger RNA, 8185 nt
Organism: Herpailurus yagouaroundi (jaguarundi)
Lineage: Eukaryota; Metazoa; Chordata; Mammalia; Carnivora; Felidae
Gene: GRM5
Product: glutamate metabotropic receptor 5
Exons: 13
Coding region: 411-4076 (1221 amino acids)
Biological process (GO): G protein-coupled receptor signaling pathway
Cellular component (GO): membrane
Molecular function (GO): G protein-coupled receptor activity
Source: RefSeq, a predicted model, not a curated record
CCCUUUCUCAGUAGCAGGGAGAUUGCUGCACACACCGCCCUCAGCUCUGCUGUUCUGUGCGCACUGAGCACAGGAGAUGAGCUUAAGAUCAUCUUGGUGGGGAGCCCGGGAAUGGAGAGGCCGGCUCUGCCCCGCUGAUCAGCACAGCCCAACUUUAUGGGGGGCUAGCUAGACCGCAUCUCACUGCCGGCUGUGCGGCCAACAGGGGGGUUUUGAAGAUCAUGAUCACAUGGAUGCAUCUAACUAAAUGGUACGUGGGGACAUGGUGGUCCUUUAGAGAGCACAUCUAAAUUACUGGCUAAUUCCUUGGUUUGCCACCCAACAUAGGACAUUGUUUGAUUCUAUCUAUCAGAAGUCUCCUAAAUUUUCCCCACCAUGCUGUCUUUAUUAGCUUGAACUCUUUUCCUAAAAUGGUCCUUCUGUUGAUCCUGUCAGUUCUGCUUUUGAAAGAAGAUGUCCGUGGGAGUGCACAGUCCAGUGAAAGGAGGGUGGUGGCUCACAUGCCAGGUGACAUCAUUAUUGGAGCUCUCUUUUCUGUUCACCAUCAGCCCACGGUGGACAAAGUUCAUGAGAGGAAGUGUGGGGCAGUUCGUGAACAGUAUGGCAUUCAGAGAGUGGAGGCCAUGCUGCACACUCUGGAAAGGAUCAACUCAGACCCCACACUCUUGCCCAACAUCACACUGGGCUGUGAGAUAAGGGAUUCCUGCUGGCAUUCGGCUGUGGCCCUAGAGCAGAGCAUUGAGUUCAUCAGGGACUCCCUCAUUUCUUCAGAAGAAGAAGAAGGUUUGGUGCGCUGUGUGGAUGGGUCUUCCUCUUCCUUCCGUUCCAAGAAGCCCAUUGUAGGGGUCAUUGGGCCUGGCUCCAGUUCUGUGGCCAUUCAGGUCCAGAACUUGCUCCAGCUUUUCAACAUACCUCAGAUUGCUUACUCGGCAACAAGCAUGGAUCUGAGCGACAAGACUCUGUUCAAGUACUUCAUGAGGGUUGUUCCUUCAGAUGCCCAGCAGGCACGGGCCAUGGUGGACAUAGUGAAGAGGUACAAUUGGACCUAUGUGUCAGCUGUGCACACAGAAGGCAACUAUGGAGAAAGUGGGAUGGAGGCUUUCAAAGAUAUGUCAGCCAAGGAAGGAAUUUGCAUCGCUCAUUCUUACAAAAUCUACAGCAACGCAGGGGAACAGAGUUUCGAUAAGCUGCUGAAGAAGCUCAGGAGUCACUUGCCCAAAGCCCGGGUGGUGGCCUGCUUCUGUGAGGGCAUGACUGUGAGAGGUCUCCUGAUGGCCAUGAGGCGCCUGGGUCUAGCAGGAGAAUUUUUGCUUCUGGGCAGUGAUGGCUGGGCUGACAGGUAUGAUGUGACAGAUGGAUAUCAGCGAGAAGCUGUUGGUGGAAUCACAAUCAAGCUUCAAUCUCCCGAUGUCAAGUGGUUUGAUGAUUAUUAUCUGAAGCUUCGGCCAGAAACAAACCUUCGAAAUCCUUGGUUUCAAGAAUUUUGGCAGCAUCGUUUUCAGUGCCGGCUGGAAGGGUUUGCACAGGAGAACAGCAAAUACAACAAGACUUGCAAUAGUUCUCUGACUCUGAGAACACAUCACGUUCAAGAUUCCAAAAUGGGAUUUGUGAUCAAUGCUAUCUAUUCCAUGGCCUAUGGGCUCCACAACAUGCAGAUGUCCCUCUGUCCAGGCUAUGCAGGCCUCUGUGAUGCAAUGAAGCCAAUUGAUGGACGGAAACUUUUGGACUCCCUGAUGAAAACCAAUUUUACUGGGGUUUCUGGAGAUAUGAUCCUAUUUGAUGAGAAUGGAGACUCUCCAGGAAGGUAUGAAAUAAUGAAUUUCAAGGAAAUGGGAAAAGAUUAUUUUGAUUAUAUCAAUGUUGGAAGCUGGGAUAAUGGAGAAUUAAAAAUGGAUGAUGAUGAAGUAUGGUCCAAGAAAAACAACAUCAUCAGAUCUGUUUGCAGUGAACCAUGUGAGAAAGGCCAGAUAAAGGUGAUCCGGAAGGGAGAAGUCAGCUGUUGUUGGACCUGUACACCCUGUAAAGAGAAUGAAUAUGUCUUUGAUGAAUACACCUGCAAGGCGUGCCAGCUGGGGUCGUGGCCCACUGAUGACCUUACAGGUUGUGAUCUGAUCCCAGUACAGUAUCUUCGCUGGGGUGACCCUGAACCCAUUGCCGCUGUUGUGUUUGCCUGCCUCGGCCUGCUGGCCACCCUAUUUGUUACUGCAGUCUUCAUCAUUUACCGUGAUACUCCAGUAGUCAAGUCCUCCAGCAGGGAACUCUGCUACAUUAUCCUUGCUGGCAUCUGCCUGGGUUACUUAUGUACCUUCUGCCUCAUUGCAAAGCCCAAACAGAUUUAUUGCUACCUUCAGAGAAUUGGUAUUGGUCUUUCUCCAGCCAUGAGCUACUCAGCCCUCGUAACCAAGACCAAUCGUAUUGCAAGGAUCCUGGCUGGCAGCAAGAAGAAGAUCUGUACCAAAAAGCCCAGGUUCAUGAGUGCCUGUGCCCAGCUAGUGAUUGCUUUCAUCCUCAUAUGCAUUCAGUUGGGCAUCAUCGUUGCCCUCUUUAUAAUGGAGCCUCCUGAUAUAAUGCAUGACUACCCAAGCAUUCGUGAAGUCUACCUGAUUUGUAAUACCACCAACCUAGGAGUUGUCACUCCUCUUGGAUACAAUGGUUUGCUGAUUUUGAGCUGUACCUUCUAUGCUUUCAAGACCAGAAACGUUCCAGCUAACUUCAAUGAGGCCAAGUACAUCGCCUUCACCAUGUACACCACCUGCAUCAUAUGGCUGGCCUUUGUGCCAAUCUACUUUGGCAGCAACUACAAAAUCAUCACCAUGUGUUUUUCAGUCAGCCUCAGUGCCACAGUGGCGCUGGGCUGCAUGUUUGUGCCAAAAGUGUACAUCAUCCUGGCCAAACCGGAGAGAAACGUGCGCAGCGCCUUCACCACAUCUACUGUGGUGCGCAUGCAUGUGGGGGAUGGCAAGUCAUCCUCAGCAGCCAGCAGGUCCAGCAGCCUAGUCAACCUGUGGAAGAGGAGGGGCUCCUCUGGGGAAACCCUAAGGUACAAAGACAGGAGACUGGCCCAGCACAAGUCGGAAAUAGAGUGUUUCACCCCCAAAGGGAGUGUGGGCAAUGGUGGGAGAGCAACCAUGAGCAGUGGCAAACACCCCCUGUUGCUGCGCUGUGCAUGUUCCCUCAUACCAGUGGACAGUCUAAGUGUGUUUCAGAUCAGAGACCUCCUGAUUGCAGGAGAAGUGAAAGAGAGUCCUAAACAGGGAGGUGCUCUAAGAACCGGAAAUUCUCUAAACCCUGUUAUCCUUCCAUGGGGGAACAACAUCAGAAAAGAUAAUUGCAAUGCAGCAGUAACCCCUGUCCCACAGGAACAUAUCGGAAGCGCGGGGGGCGCGGGCGGCGGCCCCGGCGGGCCGGAGCCCCCGGACGCCGGCCCCAAGGGGCUGUACGACGUGGCGGAAGCGGAGGAGCACUUCCCCGCGCCCGCGCGCCCGCGCUCGCCGUCGCCCAUCAGCACGCUGAGCCAGCGCGCGGGCUCCGCCAGCCGCACGGACGACGACGUGCCGUCGCUGCACUCGGAGCCCGCGGCGCGCAGCAGCUCCUCGCAGGGCUCGCUCAUGGAGCAGAUCAGCAGUGUGGUGACCCGCUUCACCGCCAACAUCAGCGAGCUCAACUCCAUGAUGCUGUCCACCACGGCCCCCGGCCCCGGCGUGGGCGCCCCGCUCUGCUCGUCGUACCUGAUCCCCAAAGAGAUCCAGCUGCCCACAACCAUGACGACGUUCGCCGAAAUCCAGCCGCUGCCCGCCAUCGAGGUCACGGGCGGCGCGCAGCCCGCGGCGGCGGCCCCGCCGGCUGGGGGCGCUGCUCGGGAGACGCCGACGGCCGGGCCGGAAGCUGCUGCCGGCAAGCCGGACCUGGAAGAGCUGGUGGCUCUCACCCCGCCGUCCCCCUUCAGAGACUCGGUGGACUCGGGGAGUACAACCCCCAACUCGCCAGUGUCGGAGUCGGCCCUCUGUAUCCCUUCGUCUCCCAAAUAUGACACACUUAUCAUAAGAGAUUACACUCAGAGCUCCUCGUCGUUGUGAAUGUCAUUGGAAACCACGCUGGGUUCCGCCAAGGGAGCCAAGACCUCCCGUGUUCACGCAGACACAGUGACAAGCAUAGUCGCCUGGUUAAGACCCGAGGUGGAAGAUGCCAAGUACACCCGUAAUGGAAACACGAGAUUAAUAGUGCUAUUUAACAUCAACCGACGAAGACACCGACCACAAAUCCUUUGGCAGAUUUUCUUCUAGUGGCCUUAGAAAACAUGGGCUUUUAAGAAACACUGCUUAUAUUUUUGAGGGCUGACAAGAGUCUGUUGAACCAGUUCCAUACCAAGUGCUUUGCUCUAGGGAAGCAAUGAGUGUGUAACAGCAUAAUGGAGGGGGAAAAGCAUAGUUAUUAAGCAACUGUACAAAGUUUGUUUACUUUAAUUCUUUUCCCAGAAGAUUCUUUGAUUCACCAAACAUGAAUGUACAUUUUCUAACAAACUCAAAAUCUGGGACCAAAAAAAACAUCAACCUUUCGCUCUCUUUUUUUGUUUUUUGGGUUUUUUUUCCGUUUUUUUUUUUUUUUUUUUUUCUGUCCUUUAAAGACUUUGAAAAGCAGUAACUUGGGCCCAGUAUUUACUGAGGCAUUGUUGUGAGUGUGUCCCAUGCAUAACACACAACUGGAUAAUGAGUGCUGCGCUGAUGUGUAUAAGGCUUUUACCAGAGACAUUCCAAUUUGGUUUUGAAAUCCUCUUUGAAAAGCCUGCAUCCGGGAGUCCACCUAGUUAUUUCAAUUCACCUCCAUUAACCAAGAAAACCAAUGGAAGAUUUCUUGACUAUUUCACCAUGUUGCCAAUCAAUACUGGAGUAGCAAAAAAAUAUUUUCUGGAAUACUGUUUUGUAAUUCCCUCACUGGGGUACCGUUGUGUAGCUGGAAAUUCUCUUUAUAAUAAUAAUAAUUCCUGAGCUCCAGCUUGGCUAUCACUUUCAUGAAAUGUGGCCACUCCUCCUUAUGAAUGCUGUUCCAUUAGCAUUGCCAGCUAAAAUAUUAAAAUAUGCAUUUGGGCUUCUCCAUUCCUUUCUUUUGAGAACCUGAUGCACAAAGAGCUCCUCUGUUCUUUCCAAGUCCCACCACUGGAAGAAUGGUCUAUAGACCCAGCGAAGACAGCGACAUGAUUAGAGGGACUGCUGUUCAAAAAGUUAACACAAUCUUAAUACGCUGGAAAUUUUAAACUGUGUCAAGUCGGCUUAGCAGAGAUUUAGCUAUGCCAGUGAGCAGUGAUUUUAACUUUUUUUGGCUGCUUAAAGAGGGCAGCUAUGAACUAUGACAAAUGUAGAUUUUUCAAAGCAAUACAGAAUAUUAAAACAGAGGAACCUUAAUGAAUAUAAACCACACAGUCUCUUAGCCAUUCCAAAAAGAGGCAAAGCAAUUAUUAGUAUUUCCUUUUUAAAAUAAUUAUUAAUAUGAUUUUGUGCACUUCAUACUGUCACUUUUUAAAUACUGCAGAAAAGAGAUUUAAAGAUAUACUAGAAAUACAUGUGCUUUAAUAGGCUCAUAUAGGUAGAAUUCAUAGCUCAAGACCUGCAUCCACAGUCAUCUCUUUCUUCUUCUCAUUACAAUUGUCCUCAGGUGCCAAAUGUUUUUUUGUGUUGUUUUGUUUUGGUUUGGUUUCGUUUCGUUUCGUUUCAUUUUAAAUUUUAAAAUAAAGAUAGUAAUAAAAGGAGGAGGUGUCCUAUAAAUUUAAAGUUCAGUUGAUCCAGCCUUAUACUAAAGCUAGCCUUAUGAAAAAGAUUUGCUGUGAGGCAGAAGUAUAUUUUUAGCAGAAAGAAAAAUAAAUGAAACCUUUUUCCUUGAGCUCAAUAUCCUUAUAUUGGCAUGUAUUUUUUUAUUUCAUAUCUACUUUAAAAAAGGAAUUGAGAAAUGGAAAUAUAUCCAUUGGUGUAAUUUAUCAUGCCCCACUUUUAAAAGUUAUAGGAAAUAUACUUCUUGAUUUUCCUUUACUUAUAUCUGUUCUUAUAUUAAAUUUAAAAUCAAAUCUCCCAGUAUAAAAUGUUAAAAGCUGAUAUUAGUUUACUAAAAUAUAAACUUGAAAAUCAAACUUACCAUACCACAUUUGAAAAUAUCAUCAGAGCACCCUGAACCCACAUAUUAUAAUGAGACUCUUGAAGCAGAGUGAAUUUAGCUAAGCUUUAUAGUUUCAUUGACUGUGAACUCUGCCUCUACUUAAAAAACAAAUGUAAAUAUUUUGAUUAACACCCUUCAAUCCUCAUGAAAAGGGUGGCAUUCACCUGAGGAUUACCAUUUUGAUUUCUUAAACAUUGAAACCUUUCCAAAUAUACUCAACUAAGUUUUAAAUUCGUUUCCCAUGACUUUAGGUUGAUUUCCAUUUUAUUCUCAAGUGUAAGUUUCACCGUGUUGACCAACAGAAUAUUUUUAAAAAACUUUCUCCAUGAUCAAAUUUCUCUUCUAAAUUUUUAGUAACAUAUUUCUUUAAAAAAAUACACCACUUUAUGAGAAAAUUCAUCAGAAAUUAAAAUGUAAUACAAAUAAAUUGCUGUCUGAUAAUGCCAUAUGAAAUUAUAAUCAACUGUAAUAAGAAAAAUAUUCAUCCAAUUAGAGGAGAACAAGGUGUACUUUUCUCUGUGUUUUUAUGCCCUUUGCCCUUCAUUCAAUACAUUCUAUAAUGCAUAAUAUUAGUAAUGCACUUUUGGGAUCUUUUAUUUUGGAAUGAUGCUAACUCUGUCUCUUUGCCAAUUCUAAUACCAGGUUCCAAGUAAUAAAUCUACAAGGAAAACUGAAUAUUCAUUCUAGGGCUAGGAUAUGAACUUCGCAAUUCAUUUGGGUACCUAUUUUCAUUGAAUUUCCUUGAAAACAGUCUGUUCCUGGUGCCCAGUGAUCACUCAGUUGGACCAGCAUGACUAAAAGGAAGGGGAAAAGACUGAAAUGCUGAGAUUCAGAAAAGUGACCCUAAAGGACAGUUUGGUCCAAGGAUGAAAAGAAGAAGACCUACUUUGAUCGAGUUAUAUGGACCAUCUAAGGAGUCCACUCACUCUUCUGUUCUGGGAGAGGAGUAGGGGCAGCCUGAGAAGACCCUAUGUGGAUUGGGAAGAAGCUUCUCUCUGGGUUAGGGGUGGGGAGCAGAAGGGAGUACGCAAAGGAAAACCAUAUGAGAUUUGACUGAAGUAAAGAAAAACAGUAAAUCCCCGAAUGUACUAAUCCUUGUUAGUAAAAGUCUUUCCCAAACUUCUGCUGUUACCAGCAAGUGAUCAGGAAGACUAGGAGCUAUUUCUGACUGUGAAUGAAUUGUGUAAUGGCUCUGCUGCAGUUCUGUGACUUCCAAACCAGGAAUUAACCACUUUUUAAGAAAAAACAAAAAACAAAAAAACAAACAAACAAAAAAAAAAAACCAUUUCCUAUGCUAGUCUCCCAGCAAAAUGUACAUGUUUUGGAGACUUCAAAAGUAUUAUCUGAGUUCACAUUUAGCCACAGCUUAUUAAUAACCCUCAAGCUGUCAGAAUCUCUAUAGUUACCAUUUACAAUUUUAUACUGUGAAAAAAAUACAGAUCAGUGAAAAACAUAAAGAUAAAUUGAAAUUCACUUUUAAGAGGGUCUGAGGCCUGGGAGAUUCUCUACUAUCUGUUGAAGAGUGAGGCAUGUAUAAAAUAGUUGGCUGAAUUUCACUGAUCUUCCCAAUGUGAACAAAUAUACUAUGUAUAUUGUGUGUAUUUCUAGAAUUCAAUGGCAGCUGCUGGUGGUGUUGUAAUUAGAAAUCUAUAUAGAAUAUAGAUGUUUUAGAGAGAUGGUGCCAAUCCUAAAAGAUUUGUGUGGGCUACAAGUGCUUGUACUUACUUUUUUCUGCACUUUAACAGAUUUGGUUUUAAAAUUGUGUGCGCGUAUCUGUUCUUUUUCUGUUGUUGCAGCUUGUACUAUUAAAACAAUAGAGAAUGUUAAAUUAUUUUGAUGUGAAUUGCAAAUGAUUUUUUUCAUAAAGUUUAACAUUUUUAUCAGCAUUGUUUUGCUUUGUACUUGUAUAAAUGUGUUUUAUUUUAGCCUUCAAAAGUACACUUGCCUGUUUCUCAGUUGUCUAAAUCAUGUUAUAGUUGGUGUUUGUGAAGUCAGUUACUUUUUGAAAAAUAUUAAAAAAGAAACUAUGGUAUGACUUUAA